This is a messenger RNA of Medioppia subpectinata, 786 nucleotides long. The record is from the annotation of a GenBank genome assembly. NCBI's taxonomy places the organism in Eukaryota, Metazoa, Arthropoda, Arachnida, Sarcoptiformes, Oppiidae.
AUGGAACAGACGAUUGCUUUGAAUGGGAUUUCCGUAACGAAUGACUCGUCCGUUGAAUCGGUUCAACAGUUGUCUGGAAAUUGGAAUUCGAAUUCAAAUCGCGUUUCAAAAAGUUUCGAACGAAUCGAUGAAUGCGACGACAAUUGGCGCCAAAACUGCGUUCGAAUCGCUAUUGAAGUCACAGUCGAGAGACUGAGUGCGCACUCUAUGAGCGCUCGACUCUAUGUUCGGCGUUAUUGUUGUGCCGAACGUUCGCCACUCGAGACUCACGACAUGUCGGACAGCGAAGAGUCCAACAGAGACUCAGACAAUGAGGCCGAAGAGGACAACAGAGAGCCCGAAGUGGCGGACGAAGAGGAGCCGGAAGGCGAGGACUUGGAUGCGGAGGAGGAGUACUCCGAGGACUCGGACGAGGAUGAGGUGCGCGGCGGCGGCCGACGGCGUGGGAAGCGGUCGAAGCCACGCCACGGAGGCUUCAUCUUAGACGAGGCGGAAGUGGACGACGAGAUCGAAGACGACGAGGAGUGGGAAGACGGCGCCGACGAGAUAAUCGAGAAGAACAAACACUUGGAGGACUCGGCCCGCGAUCAAGAGGGACACCGAAGGAUUCACAUGAUGUGGAACUCGCAGAAGGAGGACGAGAUCGAGGACUACUAUCGGCGCAAAUACGCCGAGACGUCGGCCGCCGAGAAGGGCUACGACGGCGACGUCGAUCUGCCCGACGAUAUCACACAACAGGCACUGAUGCCCGGCGUUAAGGAUCCCAACCUAUGGAUGAUUAAGUGC